AUGUGCGAGCACUGCGACAAUAAUGGCACAGAUUCCAUCUGUGGAGUCAAAAUCACCGAGUACGUUCGCGCCGCCCGCGAUGGAGAGACACUCGCUCUGAAGCUGUGCCUGGAGCUUCAGGCAGUUGUUUUGUUCCUACUCCAUGAGCAUAACCAGACGCCCGAUGGUUGGUGUGACAGCUGGAACCGUGUCUGCGACUCAAUUUGGGUAAAGUCUGGGCUGAACUUUGACUUUCCCGAGCCCGCUGCGACUCAUUUGUUGGAUGCCUUCAUCGAGACAACAGGGACCCUUCUCUUUGACGCUGCAGACCGAGGCGCGUUUGUCCAAGUACAAAAUGGGCCCCAGGUGCGCUACCUCUGGGACAACAAGAUUGUGGCUCGACACUUUGGGAGUCCCGAUAGUGUCCGCGACUGGAUUGUUAGCAAGACAAGCCCGACCACUCCGAAGAGUAUCUUGAAGCGGACUAGCCAGGACGCUCCUGGAUCAGCUCACGGUGGGCGGCAUGGCCACCAACUCCAGCAGUCUUUGAUCAACCGUGUUGGUGCGACAGAGGCUUCCCAUGAUCUUGGUAUUCAGGAUCCAAAGCACUUGCUGGCUUCAUCCACAGGGAAUAGCUUCAGCCAUCGUGAUCGGGCUCAGACAGCUCCGUCCACACCGGCUGGCCAUAUAUCGGCAUCAAGUCCCAGUAUUCAGAGACGCAACCACCGUGCGGCACACAGUCUAUCAGGUGGGCUCUCAUCAUCCAUUUACGCCCCAUUGCCCUCUUUCCACCUUCGACAUGGAUCGCACAGCAGGAGCACCUCGGCGGCUGAGGACUUUUUGGUCGGGAAGCAGAUGCUAGAGGAAGAGAUUGGACGCGAGGGAAGGGGAUUUGGAACGCCCUCUACUUCGUCCGCAUCCUCGUUUAUGGCAGAUCUUCCACCUUGGCCAGGAAUCACGCCGUCAGCUUCCAGGAUGCUGAAGGAGACCAGAGCUGCCAGCGGGGGCCUGGAACAGUCGUCCUCGGAGAGUCGAGGCUCACACACUACAUUUCAGGCACCCCCGACAUCAAACUCGACCCACGACGCCCCCUCCCCUUCAGCAGGCCCAUCGUCCCCAUUGGUCUGGCGAACGCAGCUCUCUCCAGGUUUGAUGCGGCAGACCCCACGCUCUGUUGACUCAGGGGCUACCCACACUCUCUCAAGCCCCGCUGGUCAGGUCAUCCAUGAGCCAUCUGGUGCUCAGUCUGGGGAGCACCAUCCACUCCAAGCCAUUCCAGAGGUCAUCAAGUUACAGCAGCAUCCUCCCGGUGCACAGCCUCGGAAUUGUUCUCAGUCGGACCAGGUCCCCCAGAUCUCACAGCCCGGGCCUGAGCAUUCAUUCACAGCACCGAGCGCCCCUCGAUCUGGAUCUGCAGCUGCGUUUGUGCAGCUACCCACACAGAACGCUGUUACCCCUGGUAUGGCAGUCUCAAACUCCUCGUCUGUUGCGAAGCUCAGCCGCUCUGCCCACAUUGCUCCAGAUGCCACUAGUAGUGUAUCUGCUCAUGACAUGCUUUACACCCGCAACAAGCUUGAUGUCGUCUCCAACCCAAAUCGUCCGUCCAGAGCCAGCACACCGACAACCGUCGUCUGCAGCCAGAGCACUCCGCAUGCCAAGAGUCAGGUUACCGCCAAGGAGGAACCAACGGAACAGGCUCUCAACUCUGCGGUUGGGGCAUUGAGACUGGAUUCAGCUCCGGCUCUAGAUCUUGCGUCAACCAACUUUCAGGAGGAGCAGAGAGUGAAGCAGAGGCCUAUCAUGGUGCCAGCGCCUCGGGCUCUCACAACCACCCCCCUGGAGGACAUGAACGUACAAGUCCCCAUUCAGCGCGAUGAUGGAGCUUUGCCCAAGAGCGGCGUCCAACUUUCCGUAGAACUUGUUACCUGGCUUGAAAACUACGUGCCAUCUUCCUCUACCGCCAACGAAGCGCAGCUCCUUGCUUGGCGGGAUGAGCUUUGCCGCGCCAACGCAAGAGUUCAGCAUGAGCUAGACAGGUGGAUGCGAGGGGGCCGGAAUGUCUUGCCCCAUCACACGGAUGGGUAG
Messenger RNA from Fusarium vanettenii 77-13-4, 2064 nucleotides. RefSeq lists its product as uncharacterized. The transcript has 3 exons. The coding region runs from base 1 to 2064 and encodes 687 amino acids. Lineage: Eukaryota; Fungi; Ascomycota; Sordariomycetes; Hypocreales; Nectriaceae. The record is from RefSeq and is a predicted model, not a curated record.